AUGGACGACCACCCCGAAACUUCCCGAAACCGCUCUAAGAGGAAGAGGUCUAAGAACGAGACCGAGGAGAGAACGAGCGAUGCAAGUGAGGAGGUGGAGGAGCGCGAGGAUGAUUUCGAAGAGGCGCGCCCUAAAUCCAAGCGUAAUCGGGCUGCUAAGCAUGCCACUUCCGCCGCAGUGCUCAAUCCCGAUCAAAGCUUGAUAGAUGUUAUCAAAGGGAAUGGGACGCAAAUUCCUCAGGUGGUGAAGCUUUGGGUGGAGCGAUAUGAAAAGGACCCAAAACUUGCAAUGGUGGAACUCUUGACCAUGCUGUUUGAGGCAUGUGGAGCCAAAUAUCGCAUCAAGGAAGAGUUGCUGGAUGAGACUGAUGUUGACGAUGUUGUAGUUGCUCUUGUCAAUCUUGCUAGAAGUGGUGAGGUUGAAGAUCAUCAGGGUUCAAAGCGGAAGGACUUCAAAAACUUCAAAGAUAACAUCAUCUCGUUCUGGGAUAGUUUGGUCACUGAAUGCCAAAAUGGACCACUUUUUGAUAAGACGUUGUUUGACAAAUGCAUGGACUAUAUAAUAGCACUGUCAUGCACUCCGCCAAGAGUUUACCGUCAAGUUGCAUCCUUGACGGGUCUUCAACUUGUCACAUCAUUCAUAACAGUAGCUAAAGCACUUGGCGUACAACGAGAAACUACUCAGAGACAGUUAAAUGCUGAAAAGAAGAAACGAACAGAAGGACCUCGUCUGGAGUCCCUAAAUAAAAGGUUAUCAGCAACUCAUGAUAAGAUACUUGUACUAGAGGACAUGAUGCGCAAAAUAUUUACUGGGUUAUUUGUGCAUCGAUACCGGGAUAUUGAUCCUAAUAUUCGAACAUCAUGCAUUGAGUAUCUUGGUGUAUGGAUUUUGUCAUAUCCAUCACUUUUCUUGCAAGAUUUAUACUUAAAGUAUCUUGGAUGGACACUGAAUGAUAAAAAUGCAGGGGUCAGAAAAGCAUCUGUUCUUGCAUUGCAAAAACUUUAUGAUGUGGAUGACAAUGUGCCGACUCUUGGUUUAUUUUCUGAAAGAUUUUCCAACCGGAUGAUCGAGCUUGCUGAUGACAUUGAUGUCUCUGUAGCCGUUUAUGCUAUAGGACUUGUAAAACAAUUACUUAGGCAUCAGCUUCUACCUGAUGAUGAUUUGGGUCCGUUAUAUGAUUUACUUAUUGAUGAUCCAGCAGAAGUCAGGCGCGCUAUAGGAGAAUUGGUGUAUGAUCACUUAAUUGCACAAAAAUUUAAUAGCUCCCAAUCUAGCUCAAGAGGCAGUGAUGAUGGAUCUUCUGAGGUUCAUCUUAGCAGAAUGUUGCAAAUUUUAAGGGAGUUUUCAGCAGAUCCAAUUCUCUGUAUGUAUGUUAUUGAUGAUGUUUGGGAGUACAUGAAAGCCAUGAAGGAUUGGAAGUGUAUUAUUUCCAUGCUCCUGGAUGAGAAUCCAUUAGUUGAGCUUACUGAUGAUGAUGCAACAAAUUUGGUUAGACUUCUUUCUGCAUCUGUCAGAAAGGCUGUAGGAGAGAGGAUUGUUCCAGCUUCGGAUACUCGAAAGCAAUAUUACAAUAAAGCUCAGAAAGAAAUAUUUGAAAACAAUAGGCGGGACAUAACAAUCGCCAUGAUGAAGAACUACCCGCUACUUCUCCGCAAAUUCAUGGCUGACAAAGCAAAAGUUCCAUCAUUGGUUGAGAUCAUUUUGCAUAUGAACCUAGGGCUUUAUUCCCUAAAGAGACAGGAGAAUAAUUUCAAAAAUGUCCUUCAGCUCAUGAAACAGGCCUUUUUUAAACAUGGUGACAAGGAAGCACUGAGAUCUUGUGUGAGGGCUAUUAAGUCCUGUUCCACCGAGAGUCAAGGAGAGCUGAAAGAUUAUGCUCUAAAUAAAUUGAAGAAUCUUGAAGAUGAACUUAUUGAUAAGCUUAAAUCUGCAAUGAAAGAAGCAGUGGAUGGUGAUGAAUAUUCUCUGCUUGUGAAUUUGAAAAGGUUAUAUGAGCUUCAGUUGUCAUGGUCUGUACCUAUUGAGAGCUUAUAUGAAGAUAUUGUUAAGGUUCUCCACAGUUUCAGAAAUGUGGACGAUGAGGUUGCCAGUUUUCUUCUUCUCAAUAUGUAUUUGCAUGUAGCAUGGAAACUGCACUCUAUUGUAAAUAGUGAAACUGUCUCUGAAGCAUCGUUAACCUCUCUACUGUCAAAACGCAAUGCCUUGUUUGAGGAACUUGAGUACUUUCUUGGAACCCCUUCUGAAGAUAAGGAAGGGAGUAAAUGUGGAAAUCAACUAGCUUGUAGAGUUUGUAUUAUAUUUGCAGAAGCAUGGUGUUUGUUCAGAAAGACUAAUUUUUCUUCAACAAAGCUGGAACAUUUAGGAUAUUGUCCAGAUGCAUCUGUUCUACAAAGGUUCUGGAAACUUUGUGAACAACAGUUAAAUAUUUCAGAUGAGACAGAAGAUGAAGACACAAACAAAGAGUACAUUGAGGAGACAAACCGAGAUGCAGUUAUGAUAGCUUCAGCAAAGUUGGUGGUUAGCAAUGCAGUUCCCAAGGAGUAUCUUACCCCAGAGAUCAUUUCUCACUUUGUGAUGCAUGGAACGAGUGUUGCAGAGAUAGUGAAGCAUCUAAUCACUGUCAUAAAGAAGAAUGAUGAUUUUCCACACAUUUUCCUAGAAGCACUGAAAAGGGCUUAUGAUCGGCAUCUAGUGGAUCUUUCCAGAAGUGAUGACGAAUCUGUCACUAGCAAAUCUUUUCUAGAGUGCAAGGAUCUUGCUGCUCGACUUUCUGGGACAUUCGUGGGUGCUGCUCGGAACAAGCAUAGAUCUGAUAUUUUAAAAAUAGUCAGGGAUGGUAUUGAAUAUGCUUUCGUAGAAGCUCCAAAACAGCUUUCUUUUCUGGAAGGUGCUGUGCUUCAUUUUGUGUCCAAGCUUCCUGUGGUUGACAUCCUGGAAAUUCUAAAGGAUGUACAAAGCCGGACAGAGAAUGUAAACACUGAUGAAGAUCCCAGUGGCUGGCGCCCUUACCACACAUUUGUUGACAGCUUACGAGAGAAGUAUGUGAAGAAUGAAGGUUUGCCAGAUGCAAAAGAGAGGAGACGCGGUGGUCGUCCAAGGAAGCGGCGUAAUAUAGAGGGAAAGAGAUUGUUUGAUGAGGACAGUUCAAGUGAGGAACAGGAUUCAAUUAGUGGAUCAGAUCAAGAAGAUGAAGAAGAGAAGCAGGAUGAGGAGGAAGAGGAAGAGCCUCUGAUACAUUCCCUUAAGUCAUCAUCCAAGUUGAGGUCAUUGAAACUUUCAAGAGAAAACAAAGGCCAGAGGACAGGAGUUUCUGCUUCUAGAACAUCAGGUUGA
Molecule: messenger RNA, 3333 nt
Organism: Dovyalis caffra
Lineage: Eukaryota; Viridiplantae; Streptophyta; Magnoliopsida; Malpighiales; Salicaceae
Source: the annotation of a GenBank genome assembly